This is a messenger RNA of Megalobrama amblycephala (Wuchang bream), 2305 nucleotides long. RefSeq names its product delta-type opioid receptor. The record is from RefSeq and is a predicted model, not a curated record. Gene Ontology annotation, molecular function: G protein-coupled opioid receptor activity; neuropeptide binding. The transcript has 5 exons. Gene Ontology annotation, biological process: neuropeptide signaling pathway. Bases 220 to 1416 code for a protein of 398 amino acids. NCBI's taxonomy places the organism in Eukaryota, Metazoa, Chordata, Actinopteri, Cypriniformes, Xenocyprididae. Gene Ontology annotation, cellular component: membrane; neuron projection.
ACGCGCAAUGUUUGAUUACUGUAACAUCCUAAUGUGCGCGAAGUGAACGACGGACUCUAUGGUGAGGAGAUUCGUCUCACUGAACAUGAAAUCUUAAGCGGUAAGAAUAUCUUUUUAUGUUGAGUUAAGAUGAAUCCAUCCUUCUGCAAUUUCACUGGACAGCGUCACACACUUUAAGCUUGGUCUGCACUUUCAUGAGUUCUAGGCGCUCUCUGCACGAUGGAGUUGCUCGAGUUGUCCGACGUCCAACAGAUGUUCAACGACUCGCGUUUUCGGAGGAAUUUAAGUGAGCUAGAUGAUGUAGAUGAACCGCUACCUAGGAGCGCAAAGAUCACCGUCGUUGUGGUCUACUUGAUAGUGUGCGUGGUGGGGCUCGUGGGGAACUGUCUGGUCAUGUUUGUAAUUAUCAGGUACACAAAGAUGAAAACGGCCACCAACAUUUACAUCUUUAACCUGGCCUUGGCUGAUGCUCUAGUUCUUGCCACUCUUCCUUUCCAAGGCACGGAUGUCAUCCUUGGAUUCUGGCCUUUUGGUUUGGCUCUGUGCAAGGCUGUGGUGGCCAUUGACUAUUACAACAUGUUCACAAGUGUCUUCACCCUGACCAUAAUGAGUGUGGAUCGCUACGUAGCCGUCUGCCACCCUGUGCGCUCCCUGACAGUUCGCACCCCGCUCCGGGCCAAGCUGAUCAACGUGGCUGUGUGGGUGCUGGCAUCAGCCGUGGGACUGCCUGUUAUGAUCAUGGGUCAGGUGGAGGAGGAUGUUUACGGUGCCGAGUGCAUGCUGAACCUGCCUAAACCAAAAGAACACUGGGGGCCUGUGUUUGUGAUUUGCGUGUUCCUCUUCUCUUUCCUGAUUCCUGUGGUGAUUAUAAGCGUCUGCUACGGGUUGAUGGUACGACGUCUACGCAGUGUCCGUCUCCUGUCCGGCUCAAGAGAGAAAGACCGGAAUCUGAGGAGAAUCACCUAUAUGGUACUGUCUGUGGUAGCUGCUUUUGUGUUGUGCUGGAUGCCGGUGCAGGUCUUAGCUUUGAUCCAGGCCUUGGGUCAUAUGGAUCUUGGGGCCAGCCAAUCCUCAAUUGCAGCCAUGCAUUUUUGCAUUGCUCUGGGCUACGCUAACAGUUGCUUAAACCCUGUCCUCUAUGCCUUCCUGGAUGAAAACUUCAAGCGGUGCUUCCGUGAGUUCUGUAUCCCGGCCAACUCCAGUUUGUUCUUGGAAGACCAGAACAAGAGGUCACUGAGGCAGGAGAGAGAAUGUGCUGAGGAGGAAGAAAAAGAGCUGGCAGAUGAUUUGUGGCGAUUCAGAUUUGGAAGUAUGGAUUGUUUCACAUGGGACAAAAGGGCUUUUUUCCCCUCCUUUUUGAGUUUUAUAGUGUAUAAUAUUUACAUGGUUUAUUGUAGCCCUUAUAUAAUUAAAUAACUAAUUAUAUAUUAUUCUAAAUUAUUAUACUACAAUAUAUUUGUUAUUUUGUUUGAAAUGUACUACUUUUGUUUUGAAACUGGUUUAUUGGAACUGCAUAUACAAAAUGUGUUGAUUUAAUUUUUAACAGCUGUACGAAAAUGUGUGUGUGUGUGUGUAAAUUUUGAGUAAAGUACAUAUAUAACAACUUAUAUAUACUAGUACUACAAUUAAGAAGUCUUGGGUCAGAAAUAUUCUUUUAAAGAAAUUAAUACUUUUAUUCAGCAAGGAUGGAAUAAAUUGAUCAAAAGUGACAGUAAAGGCUUUUACAUUGUUACAAAGAAUAUGAAUAUAUCAAAUAAAUGCUAUUCUUUUGAACUUUCUCUUCAUCAAUAAAAAAUAAACAUUAAGCACAACUGUUAUCAACAUUAACAGUAAGUGUUCAGGAAAAAAAUCAGCUUUUCCAUCACAUGAAAACUAAAGUACUAAAGUUCUAAAAUAAAGAUAAUACAGCAUUUGUUUUGACAUAUUGACCAAGAGAUCAAGAUGAGAGUAAACAAUAGCAUUUACCAAAAAAGAAAGAAAAAGAAAAGGAAUAUAAAUGCUUUGUCCUAAACAUACUGUUAUAUUACAAUACAAUACAAGUAAAAUUAAAUUAAAAUAUAUACAUACUACACAUAUUCAUACAGUGUUACUGCACUGUUUUUAAUAAAAUAAAUGCAGCCUUGGUAAGCAUAAGAGACAUCUUUCAGAAACAUUAAUCUAACAGACACCACACUUUUGAGUAGUAGUGUAUAUAACAGAUAAUUAAAGGGUUAGUUCACCCAAAAAUGAAAUUUCUGUCAAUAAUUAUUCCACCCCCAUAAGACCUGCGUUCAUCUUCAGAACACAAAUUAAGAUAUUUUUCAUA